Molecule: messenger RNA, 10179 nt
Organism: Mercenaria mercenaria
Lineage: Eukaryota; Metazoa; Mollusca; Bivalvia; Venerida; Veneridae
Product: serine/threonine-protein kinase stk11-like
Exons: 9
Coding region: 68-1405 (445 amino acids)
Biological process (GO): DNA damage response; positive regulation of vesicle transport along microtubule; regulation of Wnt signaling pathway
Cellular component (GO): cytoplasm; nucleus
Molecular function (GO): protein serine/threonine kinase activity; ATP binding; protein kinase activator activity
Source: RefSeq, a predicted model, not a curated record
UCUUUCUGAAAUCGGAACAAUAUGGCCGCCGAAAGUAUCCGUCGGCAGACAAAAUUGGCUAUAAAUUAUGAUUUUAGGUGAAUUCUUACUCAAUGCAUCCAUGGUUAUGGCUGACGGUUCUCACAUUCACCCAUUUAUAGAGCAUGACGGGGAUGCAUAUGGGCACACAGGCCUUGAAGGCGUUGAUGAACUCAGUUUCAUCAAUGAUGAUGAUAUGGAUCUCAACUUUUUCCACCGGGUGGAUUCGGCCCAGGUUAUUUAUGAGAGGAGAAAACGAGCAAAACUCGUAGAAAAGUAUCUGAUUGGAGAUCUGCUCGGAGAGGGCUCUUACGGCAAAGUCAAAGAAGUGCUUGACACUGAAACCCUCUGCAGGAGAGCUGUCAAAAUUUUAAAGAAGAAAAGACUGAGACGAAUUCCAAAUGGUGAAAUUAAUGUUAAAAGAGAAAUACAGUUGCUGAAGAGGUUACGUCACAAAAAUAUUGUUGAUCUUAUAGAAGUGCUUUACAAUGCUGAGAAACAGAAAAUGUAUAUGAUAAUGGAAUACUGUGCCGAUGAGCUACAGAGUAUGCUAGAAAGUGCUCCAGAGAAAAAAUUCCCUGUUUGGCAGUCACAUCUAUAUUUUGUACAGUUGAUUGAUGGGUUGGAAUACCUUCACAGUAAGUCAGUGAUCCACAAAGACAUAAAACCAGGGAACCUACUUGUUACCACGGAUCAGGUGUUAAAAAUCACCGAUCUAGGAGUUGCAGAGGCUUUAGACUCAUUUAGUAAAGAUGAUACAUGUAAAACAAGUCAGGGAUCUCCAGCAUUUCAACCUCCAGAGAUAGCCAAUGGUAACGAGACAUUCCAAGGCUUUAAAGUGGAUGUUUGGUCAGCUGGUGUUACACUAUAUAACAUGACGACAGGCCUAUACCCAUUUGAAGGAGAAAAUAUCUACAAAUUAUUUGAAAAUAUCAGCAAAGGAGAUUAUAUCAUUCCUGAUUCACUGGAUAAAAUGUUAUCAUCACUACUUAAAGAAAUGUUACAGUAUGAUGCAUCAAAUAGAAUAUCAAUAGCAGAGAUCAAACACCAUGAUUGGUACAGGAAGAAGUUUCACCAGACGUCGGAUAUAGUUCCUUUUCCAAUCCAUCCGGAGGGAUGUGACACCUUGCGUAGCAUGACUGUGAUCCAGUAUGUUGAGGACCUGCACAGAGGUACUCAUAGUGAAGAUGAAGAAGAUGAAGAAGAGUACGAGGAAGAUAAAAUAGUCCAAACCCCUGUCUCACCCGUAGAGGGCAAUGGUACUCAAAUCAAUUCACACAAUAAAGAUUUUGUAGAAGAUGCCAUUCCAGAUUCUAAACACAAAAAACGACGGAAGUCUAAAUCCACGGCACGUAGAUUCAAAUUUUCCGCGUGUUCCCAGUCUUGAUAUUUAUUUAAAAUUAGCAUAUCAAUUUUGAACCAGAAUGUGUAUUGACAAAUACAUGGAUUAUGAAGAUAUUGGCUGCCAUAUGACCACAGAAAAGACUUUACAAGAUGUUAUAACUCUGGAAGGAGAUCGAGAAAAAUGAAUUAGUCAUGCAAACAUAUAGUUGACUGUCUAUGCCAAGUUACUUAAGUAGCUAAUUAUUAAUCUAUACUUACUGGAAGUAUGUGACAUCAUUAAUAUGUUAAUUUAUUCAAGAUUGUUUACAUAGACUGUGAGACUGAGAUUAAAACAUUCUACCAUCAAACAUGCUGGACCUGGUUUGACCUGGAUUCCUGCAAAGGACCCACAGCCAGUAGAAGUGUAUGGACUUGAUGCAAACCUGAAUACCUAAAUAAACUGUAGACAGAAGAGAUGAAGCGUGUGAGAAAACAGACACAUUAUGAUGGAUAGUACUGCCUGUCUCAUGGAUAUAACCUUGUUUCAGCCUGGUACCUGGCAGUAUGCAGAGCUCCCCUGGCGUCUCAAAAACAUUUGCCACAGUUUUUAAAACUGGAAUACCUACCAGUUGUGGAUCAGGUUAUUUCUGGAUAUUGUUGAAAUUUGACUAAUUUGCUACAUUAUAGUUUGUUGAUUUCUAAAUUGUUCUGCUGCUUAAAAAGUUGUCAUUUGCGCGCCCCCAGAGAAAUAACUGUGGCCCAGCCACAUUUAGCAAGAGUAAAUUGCCGUUCUAGCAAACGUAGAGGACCAGAACUACACAGCAUAUCUUGAACAGGCGGUUGGAGAGAGCCUGUCUUUUUAUAUGAAUGUCAACACGCAUAAUGACUGGAUAUCUCUCUGUGAACUUAGUGCUGAAACCAAAGUAGCCUAAAUACAAUCUUUUUCCAUAUGUUGUACGGUAAUGAGUGCCUGCUAGUUGUAUACAUGUUGUGAAGUAAUUGUGACAGAGAUGGACAAAAUCCACCUUCCCCGCCUUCCUCUUCAUUUCUUUCAUAGCAGAAAACACAAAAUACAUACUUGUUAAUUACUUGUAGAUCCAACAUGUAUUACACCAUUACUUAUUCAGUUUAGAAAAAGAAAUUCGGGGGUAUGGGAUUUUGGUAUUGUGUAGCUUUCAGCAACAGUAUUUCAGUAUUUAUGGGAGUGAAUUAAAUUGUGCUUUUAUUUAUUCUUUUUAUUGCUUCUUACAAUUAGUUCCUAUUUCUUGGGAGUUUUAUUUAGUUCUCUUCCCCCCCUCCCCUCACACUUUUUGUUUAACUUUUAUCGGUUAAAGAUCAUCCACUGAAGUUACAGAUAGGUAACAUUUAUAAGUUCAUGCUUCAAGGAGAUACCCCAAGAAAAGCAUUCUAACUGCAGCUAUGAUCAUGUGCAAUGUUGAUAUGACCUUUGAACUUUUUAGCUCGACUAUUCGAAGAAUAGUCUAGCUAUUCUACUCACCCUGGCGUCGGCGUCACACCUUGGUUAAGUUUUUGCAUGCAAGUACAUACAGCCAUCAAUUAAAGGCAUAUAGCUUUGAAACUUAUUUUUUCUUUUUCUAGGUCAAUAACCAACCUCUCUGGGACAAGUCCCAUAACUCUGACAUGUAUUUUGAGCAAAUUAUGCCCCCUUUUGGACUUAGAAAAUUUUGGUUAAAGUUUUACAUGCAAGUUACUAUCUCCAAAACUAAUGCAGAUAUUGAUUUGAAACUUCACAUGUGUCUUCGGGGUUAUAAAACUAGUUAAUAGCAGCAAGUCCCAUAACUCUGACUUUCAUUUUGGCCAAAUUAUGCCCCCUUUUGGACUUAGAAAAUUCUGGUUAAAGUUUUGCAUGCAAGUACAUACAGCUAUUUCUAAAAGGCAUAUAGAUUUGAAACUUAUUUUUUCUUUUUCUAGAUCAAUUACCAACCUCACUGGGUCAAGACCCAUAACUCUGACAUGUAUUUUUAGCAAAUUAUGCCCCCUUUUAGACUUAGAAAAUUUUGGUUAAAGUUUUACAUGCAAGUUAUUAUCUCCAAAACUAAUGCAGAUAUUGAUUUGAAACUUCACAUGUGCCUUAGGGGUUAUAAAACUAGUUGAUAGCAGCAAGUCCCAUAACUCUGACCUUCAUUUUGGCCAAAUUAUGCCCCCUUUUGGACUUAGCAAAUUCUGGUUAAAGUUUUGCGUGCAAGUACAUACAGCUAUUACUAAAAGGCAUAUAGAUUUGAAACUUAUUUUUUCUUUUUCUAGAUCAAUUACCAACCUCACUGGAUCAAGUUCCAUAACUCUGACAUGUUUUUUGAGCAAAUUAUGCCCCCUUUUAGACUUAGAAAAUUUUGGUUAAAGUUUUACAUGCAAGUUAUUAUCUCCAAAACUAAUGCAGAUAUUGAAUUGAAACUUCACAUGUGCCUUAGGGGUUAUAAAACUAGUUGAUAGCAGCAAGUCCCAUAACUGAUAUGCAUUUUGGUCAAAUUAUUCCCCUUUUUGAACUUAAAACUCUUUUGAUAUUUAACCUUUUUAGGUAAUAUUUUCCUGCCUCUGGGACAAUAUUUCGAAUAGUCGAGCUUGGCUGUCUUACGGACAGCUCUUGUUUAUAUUUUCGUUAUCAUUUGAUACAAGUCAUGUUUAUGCUUGUUGUCGGGGCAUUGUAAGUUGAAUGAUCUGAUAGUGUGGAACUUGCAAUUUUUGGGGCGAUAGUACACUGUAGUUGGGAUUAAGUGCUGUUAUACUGACUGGUGCAUGAACGAUGUAAAUUUUUGUCUUGUAAUGAAUAAGUUGACAGAAUGACCAUGUGUAAAUGUAACAAAAUUGUUAGCUAAACAGAGCUAAAGAUGUUCAAGCUACGCUUCUAUCAUUAAUCAGCAUCCGUAAAUCCCUAAGUCUAUUCACAUUUUUCUUCAGACAAUAUAUCUUGAAACCAUUGAAUUCAGCAAGUUUUGUCCUUACAUGGUCCUCGUGCAUAACAGUUUUGCUUUGUUGCUGGUGGAGAACUAAAAGAAUCCUUGUAAACUACUAGUCUGAUUAUUAACCAGGUUUUCGUUAAAAACCUGAGUUAUUAGAUUGGGGUAUGUCGUUGGUCAGGCGGGCGGGCGGCGUCAAACUGGUGUUUCCGGGUUUCCGGUCAAUAACUUAACUUAGGAAUGAGCUAUCAUGAUGAAACUUGUUGUAUAGAAAACUUAUAUAAAGUUGUAGCUUGGGAUUGAUUUUGGGGUUUCUGGGAUCUAGGUCAAGGUCAUUGUUACUAAAAAUAGGGUUCAGGUUAGGUUAGGGUUAGGGUUAGGUUAGGGUUGUGCUUUAAAGUGGUGCACUGUGAUUCAGUAUACCUUUUUAUUUUUAUGAAAAGUGUUGAAAACCUGGUUUCGUGGCAUUGCCGCGUUUCUUGUAGAAAUUAUUUUAUUGAAAAUUUCCAUUGGAGAUCCUCUGCCAAGAUUGUUUAGAUUAUUCUGAUUCAUCAAAAACAUUAAGUCACCAGGGGUUAUUGCACGUUUUGCAGCUUGAAGUGACUUUAUACCAGGAGUGUUCAUAUUAUUAUGAUUUGUCUAAAAACAUAGUUGCCAGAGCUACAUAAGCUGAAUAUAGAAAAUCUUUAUAUAGUGUCUACUAAACCACAGAUAUAACUUUACCAAAAUGUUUCUUUGGUGACCCUCUACUUGUUGUCAAACAAACACAUUGCCUGCGGGAUUUAUCUGGUUUUCUCUAUAUAGAGCUAUGGAAAACUUAAAAACAAAUUCUCAGGCCAGUUUUCAAAAGUAAUCUUGUUUGAACCUUUGGUGAGUAGAUGUUUGAUCGUUUCAUGAAGUAAAAGGAAUACAAAAGUAUACAAGAUUUAAAUGGACACUCUAAGAUACUUUCAUUGAUUAGUAAUAAUUAAAGACAAAGUGAUGCAGUGUUACAGACAGAAUUUAUUCAUAAAAGCAGUGUUUAAAAUAUAUAAUACCGGAAAGCUGUCUGCAUAUUUUAGUCAUAUCACCUAAGAUUGUAUUAAUUUGUUAUGUUUGAUGUUUAAAGAACUGAUACUGUGAUGUACAAACCUUAGGGCAGUUUCUUAGUCUUGUUAAUGAGUGUGAGUUAUACACUUCAGUGAUAAGUUUUUGUAUAUAAAUGGUUAUGACAAAUGAGCAGCGCCAUGAGAAAACCAACAUAGCGGCUUUGCGACCAGCAUAGAUCCAGACCAGCCUGCGCAUCUGUGUAGUCUGGUCAGGAUCCAUGCUGUUUGCCAACGGUUUCUGUAAUUGCAAUAGGCUUUGAAAGCAAACAGCAUGGAUCCUGACCAGACUGUGCGGAUGCCCAGGCUGGUCUGGAUCCAUGCUGGUUGCAAACGCAUUAUGUUGGUUUUCUCAUGGUGCGGCUCAAAAAUAAACAAAAUGUCUUGACUUGAGACAGUUCAUAAUAAAAUGGUGUUGUCCGUCCAUUGAAACUUUUAAAGUGAACUUGAUCCAUCACCUUACUGAGAAAAUUAUCGGCCAAAGAAGAAAUGUGAGUGCAAUUUCAUACUUGAAAAGGUACUUGUGGAAAGCAUAUAAGUACUGAUACAUUAUCCAGUAAUGCAGUGUAGGUUUAGGGUUACAUACCUGGUAUCUGAAAAAAUUGUUUAGACAUUAAACCCAAUGAAGGUACAAUUUACGGUAAAGUUUUCUUUAUCCCAGCUAUUUCAAAAGUGCUUAUUAACUUAUAUCGAUUUUUGUUUUUCCACUUUCAAAGUGAAAUUGUGUGUAACCGUGAUCUUGAGUGGUCAAUAUUUACUGUUAAUACGGUUUGAAUUAUCCAUAGUCAACGAAAACAGGAAAAGCCACUGGAAAUGCAGCUGCAUUGUCCGUAGUCAAAACAAACAGCAACUGUAUUGAAGUAUCUUUAAGAGUCUGAAGUAUUUGUAUCUUGAAGUAGUCAGUCUUUCACAGAUUGAUAAAUUUACGCAAAACAUAAACAGAAGCACACAUGUAUUACGUUAUGCACACUUGUGUAAGAUGUAUACCAUUGUUUUACAGUAGUGCUUAAUUUUUAUCUUAAUUUGCAAACAGAUACUUUUUUAUCAUGCAGCAGAUUGCAGUUUUCUGAUCGAGCAGAGUUAAAUUCAUGGCAUUUUGAAAGGCUUAGAUUUUUGUUUGAUAAUAUCUGACAUGUAGAUAGAAUUGGAAUUUGGCAACUGUGAUACAUUAUUGUAGUGUCAGAUUUAAUUGAAAGUAUCAGUUGAUCUGAAUUUAAAUAUUUUUAGAAGUGUUUUUUCCCCCCAAAUUAAACACGUUGAUAAACUCAUUUUUACUGAUUAGUUUAUUAAACUAACAUUUUUAAGGUCACAUUACAUUCAUAAUUUAAUAGGGAUUUUUUCAUAGUUACAGUAGGGGAAAAGUAGUUAAACUGUUGCCUUGUAUGAAGAAAGUAUUGCAGAUUACUCCAAAUUUGAAAUGAAUUAUUGUAGUAAACUUGCCAUAGCAUUCUUGUUUUUUACCAACUGGUUAUUAAUAUGUAACAGUUCUUCAGAAAACUGUUAACAAAUAUAAAGUUUAAAGACAUACUUGAAUUUGAAGUUUAAUGUUGUGAUUUUGAAAUGCUAAUGUUAUUGACAAUUAUUGAACAAACACAGUGUAAUACUAUCCAACAGUCGUGUCUUGUAAUAUAUCUGUGAUGAAAGAAAAGAUUUUUGUAUGAAAUUAUGAUUUGACAGUGUUACAGUGACCUGGCCUCGUGUUCACAAAACAUUUUUCGGUCUCAGCUGAGUUUAAGUUUGAAAUUUUGAUAUCAAUUUUACUAAAACUUCAAGGUUAAAUCCAACUGAGACAGACCAUUAAUACUGAAUAGCCACAUGAAAAUAGUUAUUAACUUAAAAUUUAGUUUUAAACAUGCUAUUUUGAUAUCAAUGACAAAUAAAGUUUCAUUAUCAAGCUGAAAAUGUUUUGUGAACAUGGGGCCUGAAAAGCAUUUUGCUUUUUUCUUUUGAUGAUUUUUUAAGACUUGGGACAAAGCUAGUUUUCACUUUUGUAAUCAGCAAUAAUACAAUAGAGUAUUUUGUAAUUUAGUAAAAUGUUCGGCUUUUUGAUUACCGGUAUUUGUUUAUAUAAGAAUAAGUACUGUUAUAUAAUGGAAUAUUCCAAACACUUGUUUGGUUUGGAAGUGUGGAUGCAGUUUCAUUCUUUUUAACCUUUUACCCUGCUAAAUUUCUAAAAUGGACUGGUCCAUCAUUCAGUUUGGGCAGUACCACUUAUUAUUCAAAGGAUUGUUCACUGAAUAGCGAACAGUGCAGACCAUGCAGGCUGAUCUUGGUCUGCACUGGUCACAAAGGAAAAAUCAUUUGCGGCCAGCAGGCUUAAGGUUAAGACAUAGUUUAAGUCAUGAAAACAGUGUUUCAUGUUCAGUACAUUUUAUAUAUUCAGAAUAUUAUGUGAACAUACUCGAGUUUCAGAGGUGAUAGCUGCAUUUCUGUUAUAGUAAAUUUACUGGAUUUGAUCACUCUAAUCUUGAAUAUUGCUGUAACCAAGUACCUGGACCAGGAGGUUUUAAUUGCCUUUGUAUAUGCAGGAGCCACAGUGAAUUGAGUAUUAAACUGGAAAGCAACGGUGAAUUGAGUAUUAAAUUGGAAAGCAAUAAAGCAUUUGAUUAUUCCGCGAUGCUGGUGCAGAGAUUUUUAUUAGUGUCAAAUCAACAUUGUAGGGACAUGAAAGUAAAUUUUAUAUUUUAUAAUAUCUUGAUAGUCGGAUACAAGCUUCAUUGAUUGCAUUAGUAUAUAAUAGUGAGUGUCUUGGUACACCAUUUUUUGGCUUUUUUAUAAUAGUUUUGUGUUGCCGAGUGUUAAUGCCAUGUUGAUGUUGUCAGGUGACAGUUUGUGUGAGGUUUUCUAUGUUACUAGUACUUAAUCAAGUUCAGUUAUACAUACACUCUCCUCACCAAGGUGGCUUGGAAUAUUUUGUUAACUACAUAACCGGUGUACUAUUCACUGUCUACACAAGGAAUGGCUCUGUCAUAGUAAACCAAUAUCAGAUCCUAAAUCUUAAAAAGACUUUGCCUUUAAUGUCAUGGCUGAACAGGGCCUAUUUCAUUCAGUAACAAAACAUAAUUUGAAUUAAACAUUGCAUUUUCUUUUGUGUUCAGAAGUAUAGUUAAAAAAAGUAGUUUUUUGUUCCUCCAAAAGCUGGAUAAGUAGCCAUAUGACCAAAAAAAACCAAAAAAAAAACCAAAAGAAGCCAAAAUAACCAUUAUCAUGCUAGACAAUGAUUUUUUCUGCCUUUGCAACCAGUGUAGAUCUUGAUCAGCCUGCACAUUUGUGCAGUUAGAUCAAGAUCUGCACUGUUUGUCAUUGUCAGUAUCUUUUUGGUAAGCACCCCUUUUAACAGUUAAUGGUAGUAUCCAAAUUGAAAGUUGGACAAGUUCAUUAUAGAAAUUUAGCGAGGUAAGGGUUAAGGAGAAUGUAUGUAUGAUUGGACUAGAUGUAUCUCUGCUGCAGGUGAGAGGUUUAUUUAUUGAUAUGCAAAUGUAACAAAAAACUUGCAAAUCCUUUUAAUGAUAAGUAUUGAUCCAUAUAACCAUUUAAUCAUCCUGGGUGACUGUUAUAUAGAGACACCAUAAAGACAUAGGUAAGGAUAGGUAGACCUGGUGUAGUUAGUUGUGGACCAUACACUAUACAGGGAAGCAGGAUUUUUUUUAGAUAUUAGUAUUCAGCUGUAGGUUUAUGUAUAAAGGGCUUGAAAGAAAACAGAUGAGACACCUUUAGCCUGCUAUAUUUCUACAAUGGACUGGUCCAAUAUUCAGUUUGGGCAGUACCAUUUAUUAUUUGAAGGGGUGUUCACUGAAAAUUUACUGACUGAAUAGCGAACAGAUGUGCAGGCUGAUCUUGGUCUGCACUGGUCGCAAAGGUAGAAUCACUCGCCGCCAGCAGGCUAAAGGUUAAGAGCAUUAGGGCAUUUUAUUUUAUGUUAAAAAUAGGAAAAACAGCUGUCCAAAAAAAGCUAUGCACAUCUAUAUGGUUAGAAAAGUGCACAACUUUUAUAGUCAGUGAUAAAAGGAGGUAAUAAAAAAAACCCCAAUGAAUUCAAUAAUACUUUUACUAAGGUUAUCAUAUACUAAAUGCUAUGUCAAAUGUUUUAGGUAACAAUUAUUGAAAAUAGAAAAUGUGGAUGCCACAUUAUUAGCCAUUAUGACCCUUUAACGUAAAACAGUUUUCUGUCAAGCCCUUUAUAUUAUGAAUAUUAACAAAUGAUACCUCAUUCAUUUACGCACAAUUUUAAAAUGACAUCACUUAGUGUUCUUAGUAGUACUCGAGAACUGAACGAAAAAGUAACGUGAUUCGUUCACUUAAUAACAAAAUACGAAUUUUCCGUUCAUCCCUCAUAACAUACCAUGUGAUCAUCUUGUAACUAAAUGUGGUCAUAACCAGUCAACAAGUUUAUCAUAAGCCAUUAAUAUCCACGGUAAAAUCAUGAGCUGAUUGUAACUGUAACCUUUUGAACUAGGAUUUGUUUGAAGGCAUUAGUAGUUAUUGUUUAUAUUGUAUCAUAUAGUGUAAUGCCAAAUGAGCCGCACCAUGAGAAAACCAACAUAGUGCAUUUGCGACCAGCAUGGAUCCAGACCAGCCUGCGCAUCCACGCAGUCUGGUCAGGAUCCAUGCUGUUCGCUUUCAAAGUCUGUUGCAAUUAGAGAAACCGGUCUGGAUCCAUGCUGGUCGCAAAUGAACUAUGUUGGUUUUCUCAUGGCGCGGCUCAAAUGUUCAUCUCCUCUACAUAUAUUAAGUUCUGCAUACAAGUUAUUAUUAUUCCAUUAAUUAUGUUCUUGUUAAUGUGCACAUUAUGUAUUGUUAUUAUUGAAAAAAAAAUUACUAAAGUCAUGGAAUUUUUA